AAGCAAUAAAACAUCAUGUUCGCAGACAAUGGCUGAAAACACCACGCAUAAUGACAGCUGAAGUUUCCUCGAUUUUAGGUUAUUUUCCUUGGUUUUAAUCUUCGUUUACGCGAAUGUCGUCCAAUGUUGUAUUUGUGAGUUUGUUCAAAGUCAACAAACAUCUCCGACACCAAUGACUUUUUCUGGAAAUUACAGCACCAUGAAAUAGGGCUAAGUUGACCCUAAACAAAUGGAAUUUACACUUUCUGAGAUGGACGAAGAGAAGUCAGAAUCGUGCUCUAAAGAUGAGACGUUUUCAGGAAAUCUCGAUCAAAUUGAUUCCAGCAUAACACCAGACGUCUCUCUCGCAGAAGUCACCAACUCCCUAAUUCAGUCUGAUGUAAAAAUCAGCAAGGAUACUACUUCGGUUCAGGAGAAACUGGAACAAGUCGCUCAAACUAAAACAGAUUCAGUAUUAGUAAAUAACAAUGGAAAGUCUAGCUCUUUGAUAGAAGAAAACAGUAUUAUUUUGCCUAUUAAAAGUUCUACUUCUUUAAGUGAUCUGUCGAAUGAGUUUUCAAAAUGUCAAGCAUUGUCUAAGGAUGCAGACCUUUCGAAAGAAAAACCACUUCUUAAAUCAUCUUCCUAUGGGGAUGUUAGAUUAUCAAAUACUGUUUCUGAUAAUGUUAGACAACCAAGAAGUGAGCAUGAAGAAUCAAUAGCAGUAUGCAACGAAGAUGAAGAAACACUUUUCAGUACCAAAUUAUACAUGGACACUCAGCAAACACAUCUCUUGGAGAAAAAUGUUAUAGAACAACAUAAAAGUUGGGACAUUCAAAAUGCUCUUCACACAGGAGAAAAUGUAGUACAGAAUUCUAACAUGAGUAACAAACUGAUGGAACCUAAUGAUCCUACAAAUGAUUCAAAACAAAAAUUCCAAUCCAUUGGAAAUACCAGAUCACAGAGUAACAUAAUAGUUCGUCCUACUUUGGCUGACGAUAGUAAAUUGGUUAAAAUUUCACUGCCAACGAAUCCAAUUAAUAUAAUGCAAUCCAAUGCCCAGUUCCUGAACAAGAGCCGCAAUUUCUUAAACUUCAUUACAGAAAAAUCGACAAACAUAAUGGAGAAAGCAUUGCUACCGCAACAUUUAACUGUAAAAUAUAAUUCAGUAAUGAAGUCUAUAGAUAAUUAUAACGAAAAAAAACACGUGGAAGAACCUUGUAGUACCAAAUCUCCAUUAAAGGAACCAACGUUUCGAACCGAAUCAAACUUAAUGGAUAAAACGAACGCUAUCCUGUAUCCAUCGAAAAGUUCCAUGGGUCUGCAGAAUGAAAGAGAUAGUUGUACAAAGGAUUCUGAAAAUAAAAUAACUCUUACAAAUACACAUGAUGAAACACACGUUAAUACUGAAAAGAAUGAUAAGAAUAACGAUGAUAUUAGCGAUUGCAUACAAAAUAACACAAAUCAAGUUGAAGCACCUAUUACUGACAAAAGUAACGAACGGAACGAUAACGUACUCUGCAUGGAAGCGAACGAGAAUUGUACCGAUACCGAUUCCAUGGUAAUAAUUUCGGAGGGCAACAACAAUUCUUCUGAAAAUUUGAAACUGAGUUUACUGAAACACCCAGCAUACCUCACUUUAUUAAAAGAUUACGCAGAUUUAAAAACUAAGUACUUAAAAUUCCAAGAGAAAGUCGAAUACGUGGAAGAAAGAAAUCGAAUGUUAGAAGCAGAAAAUAAGGGAGAAAUCUAUUCUGUACAAAUUGAUAAUUUAGAGAAAACGAUAAACAAACUUACGUUCGAACUGCAUACGUCGUUAGCAACACAGGAGACGCUUAAAAAAGAAUAUAAUGCCGCUAAUAAAGAGAGAGAAAGCAUGGUAAUGAAAUAUGCAGUUAGCGAGAAGCAACUGAUCGAUACUCAAAGGGCAAGAGAAUACGCAGAACGCAAAGCAAAAGAAAGCGGAAAACAACAGGAAUUGCUUCAAAGUAAACUACGCGAAAUGCAAGGAGAACGAACGAGGAUAUGUAAUAUUUUGGAUGGACGAUGUCGCGAAGUAACUGAGCUCCAAAAAGAAGUUGAAAAAUUGAAGGAGGACGUAAAUAUGAGAGACAUCAAAUUAAAAUGGACUCAAAACAAACUCAAAACGGAAAUGGACUUGCAAAAGGAAACUCAACAAAAACUGGAUAAAGCCACAACUAGAAUCAGCGAAAUGAAAGAGGAAUGCGAACAGAUACGCAAAGAGACGCAGGAAUCGAUGCGUCAAUUCCAACAGUCAGAGGAAAAUAAAGCAGUCACGUUGGAUCAACAAUUAAAAGAACAACAAGCACGCCUAAUAUUAGAAAGACACGUUACGGAAGAUAAAGAAAUGCUGAGGCUUCAAUUACAAAAGGAAGUGGAGACCCUGAAGCAUAGACAACAAGUCUUGAUCGAAGAAAAUAACACGCUCAGUUUAAAGAUACAGGAUACAGAACAAAAACGUUCAGUCUGCGAGAGUAAUCUGGAUAACUUGAAAAUUCUAGCUGAUCAACGUCAGAAAGAAAUUAUAGAGUUGCACGGUAAAGUAUCGGAGUUGGAUACAUUGAAAGUGCAGUUGCAACAGAAAAACCAAUGCUUGGACUCGAUCGAAUCAGAAAUGGAACACUUGCGUUUAGCUAACGAAGAAUUACAAGCUGACAUGUCCGCGUGUCGUCAGAAGGAAGCUGAUAUGUUAGAUUUUACGCAAAAAUUAACAGACAAAAACGUACGACUUCAGUCGGAAUUUACGGCUAUCGAAGCAAAGGUCAAACACCUGGAAGAAAAUCAUGGGCCGCUACACGAGCGGAUAAGCUAUUUAACUGGCAAAAUUAAAACGCUGGAAGAGAGUCUUGCGAAAGAACAAAAAAUGAGAAUAGAAGAGUGCGAGAUACUAGCUAGACAUCUUGCUGAGCAGACUCAACUAGCCCAAAAUCUUGCUCAGAAAUUGGAAGACAGUCAAGGGGAAAAUGCUGUGCUCAAGAGAAAACAGCAAAUAAGUAUGAAAGAGAUGACACGAGAAUUACAACAGUGUCGAAAGAAGCUAGAAGCUUUCGAGACAUCAUCGCCUUACAAUUCACUGGGCAUCGCGUCCAGGACUGGAUCAAGUAUAUCACUUAAUACAGGAGAUACUUUAAAUGGUGCCUUAUCCGAUAACAGUAUCAAUGGUGACCAAAGCAUUCAAUCUAUGGAACCUAGUAAACAAACGUUAAUAGAUCGUAUUAUAAAGUUGCAAGAAGAUAAUGCUAAAAAAGCAGAGAAACUAGACUUUUUCGAAGAACAUACCCGAACCCUCGUCGAAGAGUUACAGAAAAAGACGAGAAUCAUACAAACUUAUAUUUUACAUGAGAAUACUGGUGCCAUGGGUAACAACGAGCGAGAUAAAUAUAAGCAUAUCAAAAGCAGGAGAAAUGCAGCUGAAUUAGCGAGACACGGGGGAAUAAUGGCCUCAGUAUACAACCAACGUGUUUCGGAUGAUAAUAUGACGCUGGAAUUAUCGUUAGAAAUAAAUCAAAAGUUGCAAGCUGUUCUCGAAGACGCGUUAUUUAAAAAUAUUACCUUAAAGGAUAAUAUUGACACCCUGGGCGAAGAAAUAGCGAGGUUAACUAUCCAUAAUCAACAAAGGAAAAUUGCAAAUUGAAAGUACGUAAAAAUAGUACACUUGUACUUACAUAGUAAAAAAAAAACGGAGUAACACAUGCAUGUAUUAAAAAUAUGAAGAUUAUUAUUCAAGAGAUUUAUCGUAUAUAAGGUACUAAUACCAACUUAAAUGUCAUAUAUUAAAUACGCAGAAGUUAUAACAUGAUUACCGAAUUGUCACCUCGAAAAAAGUUAUAUUUUCAUUUGAGUAAAAAUAUGUAUAUUUUCUAUUUAAUGAUA
This is a messenger RNA of Hylaeus volcanicus, 3873 nucleotides long. It is a transcript of the gene Golgin104, whose product is annotated as coiled-coil domain-containing protein 186-like. The record is from RefSeq and is a predicted model, not a curated record. The coding region runs from base 230 to 3634 and encodes 1134 amino acids. Gene Ontology annotation, cellular component: trans-Golgi network. Gene Ontology annotation, molecular function: small GTPase binding. The transcript is spliced from 9 exons. NCBI's taxonomy places the organism in Eukaryota, Metazoa, Arthropoda, Insecta, Hymenoptera, Colletidae. Gene Ontology annotation, biological process: vesicle cytoskeletal trafficking.